AUGGCCUCAAAUUUGAGGGACCAAUACCAUGCCCAGGUCAUAUGCCACCUAUAUGCCAACUUAUCAGUUAACGGUGUUAACACCACGUCAACAAAAUUUAACAGUGCCAAGAUGCCAGGGACUAACGGUGGGUCAGAUGAAUUCCGCUUUCUCAAUAUUGGGAAUGAUUCUAAAGAUGCCAUAACCUUAACUACUUUGUUAAAAGGACUCUGCAUUAGCAACAAGGUUGGGGAAGCACUGGACCUUUAUGAUGACUUAACGGCUAAAGGAUUUCUAUUCGGUAAACUUACUUAUGGAAACCUGAUCAACAGACAGUGUAACGUAGGGAAAAUAAGGUCUGCUAUUAAAUUGGUGCAAAUGAUAGAGAGAAAGGGAAUUAAAUCUAAUGUAGUCAUGUACGACACUAUAAUUGGUGGCCUUUGCAAGCUUGGAAAUGUCAUUGAGGCGAAUCAAUUGUGUUUUGAAAUGACUCAUAGAGGACUGCUGCCCUUUUCAGUCACUUGUAACUCUCUAAUCCAUGGUUAUUGCGGCAUUGGACAGUGGAAAGAAGCUUACCAAUUGCUCCAUGAAAUGGUAUUGAAAAGCAUCAAACCCAAUGUUUAUACAUUCAAUGUAUUGAUUGAUGCAUUUUGUAAAGAAAGGAGGAUUGUCGAAGCCCAAACAGUGUUUGCUAAGAUGAUGAAAUGUGGUGAGAGACCAAAUGCUGCAACUGACAAUUCUCUAAUGGACGGAUGUUGCCUGAUGAAUAACGUGAGUCAAAUGUAG
Messenger RNA from Neltuma alba, 765 nucleotides. RefSeq names its product pentatricopeptide repeat-containing protein At1g12775, mitochondrial-like. NCBI's taxonomy places the organism in Eukaryota, Viridiplantae, Streptophyta, Magnoliopsida, Fabales, Fabaceae. Gene Ontology annotation, molecular function: protein binding. The transcript is spliced from 2 exons. The record is from RefSeq and is a predicted model, not a curated record. Bases 1 to 765 code for a protein of 254 amino acids.